Messenger RNA from Sesamum indicum (sesame), 760 nucleotides. RefSeq names its product excitatory amino acid transporter. The record is from RefSeq and is a predicted model, not a curated record. Lineage: Eukaryota; Viridiplantae; Streptophyta; Magnoliopsida; Lamiales; Pedaliaceae.
GUUGUUGCAAAUAUAAAAAAGAGCCAGUGAAAAACCCUAUGGGCUAUGCGCAGGGACUACUGCACAGAAGGAAGAGGUGAAAUUGAGAGAGAGAGGGCGAGAGAGGGAGAGAGGGAUGGCGAUUAGCGCGACUGUGGUAGGAGCCCUACUAGGAUUGGGGACCCAGAUGUACUCUAACGCUCUCCGCAAGCUCCCUUACAUGCGCCAUCCGUGGGAGCAUGUAUUGGGAAUGGGUUUGGGAGCGGUGUUUGCUAAUCAGAUGGUCAAGUGGGACGCCAAGGCUCAGGAGGACCUCGACAAGUUACUCAUCAAGGCCAAGCAAGCCAAUGAAAGCCGCUACUUCGAAUGCAAAAGAAUAAUGAGAAGGAUCAUGUCACUUGUGUUUUUACCAUAGAGAGAAACAAAUGAGGAGACAAAGCCCUUGCCAAAGUCAGGUCAGGGAGAUUUUCCAGUUGGAUUUUUACGGAAUUGGCUUCAGGGUGUAGAUGCUAAAUUUUAUGUAUUUCAAGAAUGGAAAGUGCAGAAAAUACAACUUUUUGGUGCAUAAUGCAAGUGAGAUGUAUUUGGAGGGUGCAAUAUGCCAAUUACCCUGAAAUAGACAUUAUGUUUUGUUUACCAUUAUCAUUCUUCCACUCCUGAAGUAUGAGAUGCUCUUACUAUUCUUUGGAUGUAAUGGUCUUCACCUAUUACCAACAUGCAGAAUUUGUCAAACAGUCAGAACAAUGUGCAAAGAAGUAAUUCUAAACAACUAAAUUGUUGA